Messenger RNA from Knipowitschia caucasica, 5289 nucleotides. The record is from the annotation of a GenBank genome assembly. NCBI's taxonomy places the organism in Eukaryota, Metazoa, Chordata, Actinopteri, Gobiiformes, Gobiidae.
AUGGCUCUCACACUCUGGUUAAUCUUCACCUGUGCUCUGGCUUUCAGCAACGUCAGUCCCACAUCUCAAGCUCUGAGCCGGUCAAUGAUGCCCUUCGGCCUAAUGCGACGGGAGCUGGCAUGUGAAGGCUACCCCAUUGAGCUGCGCUGCCCUGGAAGUGAUGUCAUCAUGAUCGAGACGGCCAACUACGGGCGCACCGACGACAAGAUCUGUGACGCCGACCCUUUCCAGAUGGAGAAUACACAAUGCUACUUGCCAGAUGCCUUUAAGAUCAUGUCUCAGAGGUGUAACAAUCGUACUCAAUGCGUGGUGGUAGCCGGCUCGGAGGUGUUCCCAGACCCCUGCCCUGGAACCUACAAGUAUUUGGAGAUCCAGUAUGAAUGCGUCCCCUACAUCUUUGUCUGUCCCGGGACGUUGCAGCGCGUCCAGGCUGCCAGCUCCCAGCAGGAGGCGGAGCAUCAGGCGGGCGCGUGGUGCAAAGACCCUCUACAGUCCGGGGACCGCCUCUACGUCAUGCCCUGGACGCCGUAUCGCACCGACGUCUUGUAUGAGUACGCUUCCUGGGAGGACUUCAAACAGGCACGAGCCACCACCACCUACAAACUGCCCAACAGAGUGGACGGCACAGGCUUCGUGGUGUACGACGGAGCAGUGUUUUACAACAAGGAGAGGACGAGGAACAUCGUGAAGUACGACCUCCGCACGCGCAUCAAGAGCGGAGAGGCCAUAAUCACCAACGCCAACUACCACGACACGUCUCCGUACCGCUGGGGAGGGAAGUCCGACAUCGACCUGGCCGUGGACGAGAACGGGUUAUGGGUCAUUUAUGCCACAGAGUCCAACAACGGCAGACUCGUGGUCAGCCAGGUCAAUCCCUACACGUUGCGUUUUGAGGGCACCUGGGAGACCAGUUUCGACAAGAGGAUGGCGUCCAACGCGUUCAUGGCGUGCGGUGUACUUUACGCGGUGCGCUCGGUGUACCAGGACGACGACAGUGAGGCGGGGGGAGAUCUCCUUCUUUACGCCUACAACACAAACCGUAACCGCGAGGAGCCGGUCAGCAUCCCCUUCCCGAACCCGUACCAGUACAUCUCCUCCGUGGACUACAACCCGCGCGACAACCAGCUCUACGUCUGGAACAACUACAAUGUGCUAAGAUACAACCUGGAGUUCGGACCCCCAGACCCCACCACAGGUACUGACCUCACCACGGAUACUGACCCCACCACAGGUACUGACCCCACCACAGGUACUGACCUCACCACAGGUACUGACCUCACCACAGGUACUGACCCCACCACAGGUACUGACCCCACCACAGGUACUGACCCCACCACAGGUACUGACCCCACCACAGGUACUGACCUCACCACAGGUACUGACCCCACCACAGGUACUGACCCCACCACAGGUACUGACCUCACCACAGGUACUGACCCCACCACAGGUACUGACCCCACCACAGGUACUGACCUCACCACAGGUACUGACCUCACCACGGGUACUGACCCGACCACGGGUACUGACCCCACCACAGGUACUGACCUCACCACGGGUACUGACCCGACCACGGGUACUGACCUUACCACGGGUACUCACCCCACCACAGGUACUGACCCCACCAUGGGUACUGACCUUACCACGGGUUCUGACCUCACCACAGGGACCCCCACCACAGGUACUGACCCCACCACAGGUACUGACCCCACCACAGGUACUGACCUCACCACAGGAACUGACCCCACCACAGGUACUGACCUCACCACAGGUACUGACCCCACCACAGAUACUGACCUAACCACGGGUACUGACCUCACCACAGGAACUGACCCCACCGCAGGUACUGACCUCACCACAGGUACUGACCCCACCACAGAUACUGACCUAACCACGGGUACUGACCUCACCACAGGAACUGACCCCACCGCAGGUACUGACCUCACCACAGGUCCUCUGACUACCACUCAAGUCACCACCACCGUGCCGGCCAGACCGCCCUCCUCCACCAGCACCAGCCCGUCCACGGCGCGGCCCAUUUCCCCGACGUCGCGACCGAUCGGAGCCAUCAACAUACACCCCACGUUGAGGCCGAUCACAGCCACCGCCCCGGUCACGCGCCGCCCGUCCCGCCCCUCUCGGCCUCCGCAGGGAUCGGAGCUGUACCUCUGCGAGUCCAAGAUGGUGCGCGGUGUCCAGUGGCCCGCAACGCUGAAAGGAGAGACUGUGGAUCGACCCUGCCCCAAAGGAUCGUUAGGCAUCGCUUCGUACCAAUGUUUGGCCGACCAAGUCAUGUGGAACCCGCGAGGCCCCGACCUCAGCAACUGCACCUCUCCGUGGGUCAACCAAGUGUCCCAGAAGAUCAAAAGUGGCGAGAACGCUGCUAACAUCGCCGGCGAGCUGGUGAACCACACGCGAGGCAGGAUCCAGGCCGGAGACGUCAGCUCCUCCGUCCGCCUCAUCGAACAACUGCUGGAUAUUUUAGACGCUCAACUGCAAGCCCUUAGACCUGGCAACAAAGACCUGGCAACCCGCAACUACAACAAGCUCCAAAAGCGUGAACGGACGUGCCGAGCCUACAUCCAGGCCGUGGUUCAGAUCGUGGAUAACCUGCUGCGUCCCGAGGCGCUGGAGUCGUGGCAGGACAUGAACAGCACGGAGCAGGCGCACACGGCCACCAUGCUGCUGGACGUCCUGGAGAAAGGAGCCUUCCUCUUAGCAAACAACAUGUAUGCCAACUACUUCACGGACCACGCACCCAGCAUCGAUUUAGAAGUCCACGUUCUCAACACGGAGAUGGAGCUCCAGGAUCUAUCGUUCCCGCAGAACUACGCCAGCGACAGCGCCAUCCAGCUCUCUGCUUCUACCAUCAAACAGUACAGUCGAAACGGGCAAGUGAAGGUGGUGUUUCUGCUCUAUAAAAACCUGGGAUCGUUCCUGUCCACGGAGAACGCCACGGUGAAAAUGGAAAUGGAGUCGAGCCACGACCGGAGGCGGCUGGCGGUCAAUUCUCAUGUGAUCGCGGCGUCCAUAAACAAGGAGUCCAGCCGCGUGUUCCUGACCGAGCCGGUGGUCUUCACAUUACGCCACUUACAGAUGGACAACUACCACAGCCCCAACUGCUCGUUCUGGAACUACUCGGAGCGCUCCAUGACGGGCCAGUGGUCGUCUCAGGGCUGCAGACUGCUGAGCUCCAACAGCAGCCACACCUCCUGCUCCUGCAGCCACCUCACCAACUUCGCCGUCAUCAUGGCCCGACACGAGCCGGACUACCAGGGGCGCAUGCAUGAGUUGAUCCUGUUUGUGAUCACCUGGGUGGGGAUCGUCAUCUCGCUGGUGUGUCUGGCCAUCUGUAUCUCCACCUUCUGCUUCCUGCGCGGACUCCAAACUGACCGCAACACCAUCCACAAGAACCUGUGCAUCAACCUGUUCAUCGCCGAGCUGCUCUUCCUCAUCGGCAUCGACAAAACAGACUAUCAGAUCGCCUGUCCCAUAUUUGCCGGCCUGCUCCAUUUCUUCUUCCUGGCUGCUUUCUGCUGGAUGUGUCUGGAAGGAGUGCAGCUCUACCUAAUGCUCGUCGAGGUCUUUGAGAGCGAAUAUUCCCGCAAAAAGUACUACUACCUGUGCGGAUACUGCUUCCCGGCGCUCGUAGUGGGCAUCUCUGCUGCGAUAGACUACCGAAGCUAUGGGACCACGAAAGCAUGCUGGCUCCGAGUGGAUAACUACUUCAUCUGGAGCUUCAUUGGACCCGUUUCAUUUGUUAUUAUGCUCAAUCUAAUGUUCCUCAUGGUGACAUUACAUAAGAUGAUUCGUAACUCCUCAGCCCUGAAACCUGACUCCAGUCGCCUGGAUAACAUCAAAUCUUGGGCUCUCGGGGCCAUCACUCUGCUCUUCCUCCUGGGGCUCACCUGGGCGUUUGGACUCCUCUUCAUCAAUGAGAACACAGUGAUCAUGGCCUAUCUCUUCACCACCUUCAACGCCUUCCAGGGAAUGUUCAUCUUCAUCUUCCACUGUGCUCUGCAGAAGAAGGUCCAUAAGGAGUACAGUAAGUGUCUGCGCCACUCGUACUGCUGCAGCCGCACCUCCACCAGCAGCAGCUCCCACGGUUCCAUGAAGAACUCUGGCCUCAGAACCAAUAACCGCUACUACAGCGGCAGCCAGGCCCGGCACGCCACGGCUCACCGGCAGAGCCGGAUCCGUCGGAUGUGGAACGACACGGUCCGGAAGCAGUCGGAGUCUUCGUUCAUGGCGGGGGAUAUCAACAGCACCUCAACGCUGAACCGCGCGACUAUGGGAAACCACCUCUUGACGAACCCGGUGCUGCAGACGCGCUCUGGCACUUCCCCAUACAACACGCUGCUGGCGGAGAGCUUCACCCCCCCCUCCCCUGGCGUCUUCAACUCCACCGGAACCUUUCGUGACCCAAAGAGCACGCUGUCCAAAGGCCGCGACCCCUGUGGGAUGGAGACCCUUCCUCUCAAUGGUAACUUCAACAACAGCUACUCCCUGCGCACGGGGCCAGGGGCAGGGGGCAGCUGUGACUUCCUGAGCGCAGACAGGAACAGCCCUCCUAUGCUGAACCAUCGCGGGGCAGAGACGCAAGGGGGUGGAGUCAGGAGAAAUCUGUCAGACGCUGCAGCCUUUGAGAAGAUGAUCAUCUCAGAACUAGUGCACAACAACCUAAGAGGAGGAGGGGGAGAUCAGGGGGACAGAAUAUGUGCUAACAUGAGCCGCCCUCAUGCAGGGCUGGGCCGGGGCCCAGUGGAACAGUCUCUGAGCCUGGAUGAAGACGAGGACUUCCUCAGGGAGGGGCACCAGCGCCCCCCACCGGACAUGGAGCUGUUGUACAAAGCACUAGAGGAGCCGCUGUUACUGCAGCAGGCCCAGUCUGUGCUGUACCAGAGCGACGCAGACGAGUCUGAGAGCUACACAGCCGACCUAACGGAGAGCCUGGGACACAGUGCAAACAGUGGGCAGAGCGCGGGGGGGCAGGGGGGCAGCAGGGGAGCUGACUCCCCCGCCCGUGACUCCCUGUACACCAGCAUCACCAACUUGCGAGACUCUCCCUACCCCGGCAGCAGCCCCGAGCCCCUGGAGGUGGUGCCGCGGUCUGCACAGCCCCCGGAGGAGCUCUACUACAGCUCGGGACGUCCCGCGCUGGGAUCUCGCGGGGCCCCAAUGCAGACCUUCUAUCAGGCUGCGCCGCGGAGGCCCAGCGGGGAAGGUCCCCAGGCUCUGGAGCCCCCCCACAGUGAGGGAGACGGACAGAUGCAGCUGGUCACAAGCCUGUGA